Aspergillus vadensis CBS 113365 is the source of this 568-nucleotide messenger RNA. Its product is annotated as nuclear transport factor 2 family protein. The coding region runs from base 95 to 487 and encodes 130 amino acids. NCBI's taxonomy places the organism in Eukaryota, Fungi, Ascomycota, Eurotiomycetes, Eurotiales, Aspergillaceae. The record is from RefSeq and is a predicted model, not a curated record. The transcript has a single exon.
CUCAUCCUUCUCACCACGACACCUCACAUCCCACUUGCAACAAAACACAUCCGUCGCCUCAAAGCAACCUCCUACUCCGAAAAGAACCACCAAAAUGACCACACACGGACACAACACCCUAUCAGGAAAAAUAACAACCUACUUCACCUCCAUCGACGCCGGCGACCUCCCAACCACCAUGUCCCUUUUCUCCCCCACCGCAACCUUCACCAUCGUCACGUCAGGCCACACAACCUUCACAGGCCGGGAUGCUAUCCAGGCCAUGCUGGCGGACUUUGUCAACGAGUCUACGGCAAUGGAGCACCGGGUGCUGAGCAUGAUUGUGGAUGAGAAGGCGGGGAAAGUCGCCACGCAGCAGCGGUAUAUUGGAGUGCCAAAGGAUGGGAUACAGAGAGAUUUGCUGAAUUGUAAUUUCUUUGAUAUGGAUGACGAGGCGAGGAUUGAGAAGGUCUUGGUUUGGAUGGGUGGGGGGAGUCCGUUGGGCUAGAUUGGUUGUCUUUGAGGGGGAGUUUUAAACCAAGGGGAGUAUUUCUUAGGAUGAAGGGAAUGUAGUGGCAUUCAAUCCCGG